CUUCUCGUUUAUUGACGUCACGGGCGCAUGAAGUGGACAAGAUGGCGGCUGUGUUGGAUCGUAGCUUCAUAGAGAUCUGCGGAUUUGAGAGAGAAACUCUGCACAGGUUCCGAGAUGUGACCGUGAACCUCCCUGGUGUGAGCGCUCUUCCUGGUGGACAGAGGUUUCCUGACAGUGGGGGUGCGUUCCAUUAUGAAGAGAGUGGGAAGCUGCUGUCUGUCACCAGUAACAGAUUCAUUCACUGGUCUACUGCAGGUGACAGUGUUCAACUGGUGGAACAGUCUCUGGACACCAACCUGCUGAACAACGCCAUCAGGCUGCAGCUGAGUCACUGCAAAGUUCUACCUGGAGGAGUCGUGGUCCAGGAAACCCUCAGCAAUGUCAUCAUCCUGGUCUCCACCAAUCAGAGCGUCCACAGGCUGGUGCUGCCCCACCCCACCCGCAUGUACCGCAGUGAGCUGGUAACGGAGCACCACAUGCAGUCAAUCUUCACUGACGUGGGGAAGCUGAGUCUGCAUGAACCUUCUCACAGCGCCCUCAUCCCCAGCUCAGUGGGCCAGACUGGGAGUCCCAGCACCUCCACAGCCUGGCUCAGUGAGUCCGGGGAGGCCCACUACGCUUUGGCUUCACCUGCUGGAGGCAUCAGGGUGGUCUCUCUGCCCCCUCUCGGCACACAAGGCAGCGUGUCCGUGGUGGAGCUGAAAAGGAGCUCCAUGAUGCAGAGGUUGUCGGGCUGGAUGCCCUCAUCGAUCCGGGGGGAGCAGAGUCCAGCUGACCUGGCCCUCAGUCUGGCUGUCAAGGAGCUGGAGGAAGACACCUUCAUCUUUGCUCUCUGUCAGGACCACAAGCUGCGCAUGUGGUCCAUUAGGGAGCAGGCAUGUCUGCUGGAGACCGACAUGCUGGACUACAUGCCGUCGGGCAGAGGACUGAAGCGUCAGUCUGGCACGGGUCACCGUCUGAGGAUCUCGUCCUCGUUGUCCGGCCUCUGUGUCGGCGUCUACCUGUCCUUCCCUCAGAGAGGACAGUUCACCGUACUGCAGCUGGUCAUCACCGACAACAACCGCUACAGCCUCGACCACAUCUCCUCUUUGUUCACCACACAGGAGACUCUGGUGGACUUCUCUCUGACCUCCACAGACAUCUGGGCCGUCUGGGUGGACGAAUCCAACAACACUGUAGUCAAAUACAUAAACUUUGAACAUAACACAGCAGGUCAGUGGAAUCAAGUGUUUGUUCAGCCUGCACCCGAAGAAGAAGUCCUUAUUGGAGUGGACCAGGACCCCCGAGAGACAUACCUGGAUGUUAUCUUCUCCCCUCUACACUUCACUUCUUCGGCAAUAGUUAAAGCUCUACAGAUAUACCGUAGAGGCUCACAGAAGAUCAUUGAUCCGUCCUGGGACAAUCUGAAGAAAGAGGUGACCGUGGCCGUGGAGAGUGAGCUCCAGAGCAGUGUGACGGAGUUUGAGUUUUCUCAGGAGGAGUACCGGCGGCUCCAGGUGGACUUCUGGUCCAAGUUCUAUGCCUGCUGUCUGCAGUACCAGGAGGUCCAGUCUCUCCCUCUGGGUCUCACUGUGAGCCAGAACACAGGGCUGGUGUGCCUGUUGAAGAAGGGUUUAGUGUCGUUCCUCCUACCUUGUUUCGCUGUGGAUCAUCUCUACUUGUCUUAUGAUGAGUACUUGUUCUCAGAGGAGGAGACACCCAUAACCGAAGACCCUGAUCUCGGCCGAGACCUUCUGCAGCUGGUUCAGUGUCUGCGGCUGGUCAGUGAUGCGGUUUCUGGCGGUAUGGCGUAUGAGAUGGACAAAGCUCUGGAACACCUUGAGUCGCCUGAGAGAGCAGCUGAACUGGUUCUGGAGAACCUGCUCUCCAAUGACGAAAAGAAUGUUAUUGAGGACAUCCAGAACAAACUGCAGGACAUCCGGAACCCGAUGGCAGCUAUGAUGGUUCUGCUGAGGGAGCUGGACCUGGAGACGGAUUCAGACGUGGGGGUAGAUGGACUCGUCCUACCUGGUCUCAAUCUGAGGAUCAGCCUGUCUCAGCUGUUGGGAAGCAGCUCUGCAGUUUCUGUGGUCUGUCAGGCUGUGUGUCACUUGGCCAUGACCAGAACCCUGUUCUGUAGAGACCUGCUGAUCCUGCAGAAACUCUACCUGCGCUUUGGAGACAAUAUGUUUCUGGGCGGGGGGGCUCAGCUCCUGCAGCUCCAGCAGGACCUAAUCCCUCGGAGCUCCACCCUCCUCUCCUCUUAUUACCUCCUCAAACGCAUCAGUCAGAGCCUGGCCUCCUCUGUGCCCAUCGACAUCAUAGACGCUAACCUGCAGCACCUCACAGUGUUGGAGCUGUCAGACACACCGGCCCCCUCCGCCAACCGAUCAGUGCUGAGUCCUCAGACUGUGCUGGAGCUCUUCUAUCAGACUGCAGCCAGAAAGCUGAUCAUCUCUCAGAUUUACUCUCAGCAGCAGAGCAGCUCUGUUCUCCUCUGGAGUCACAUGAUCUCCAACGUGGUCAUCCUCCUGGCACAGCUGCUUUGGCCCAGUAACUCUGGUUUCCAGUUCCCAGAGUGCCUGAUGGCUAACUGUCAGUACACUCAGCUGCAGGAGUAUGUGCGUCUCAUUGGUCCCUGGUGUCAGGUGAACAUCGGCUCCUGCCGCUUCAUGCUGGGUCAGUGUUACCUGGCCAACGGGGAGGGGCAGAAGGCCUUGCAGUGUUUCCAGGAGGCAGCAACAGAGGUGGAGAAGGAGGAGUUCCUCAUAAGACUGACAGGCACCGAGGAGGAGGAGGCCGCCUCCACACCCAGAUUACAGUAUUACAACAAGGUGCUGCGCCUGCUGGAGGAUGUCUGUCUACCUGAGCUGGUCAUCCAGCUGGCCUCUCUGGCCAUCACGGAGGCCGUGAGCGACAUCAACAGUCAGGCGGCUCUUUGGACCAGAAUAUUCAAACAUCAUUUGGACCUUGGACACAACAGUGAAGCAUAUGAGGCCCUCACCCAGAACCCCGACAGCAGCAUGCAGCUGGAUUGUCUCCGUCAGCUGGUCGUAGUUCUUUGUGAACGUUCUCAGCUCCAAGACCUGGUCCAGUUCUCCUACGUCAACCUGCACGAUGAGGUCGUUGGUAUCAUUGAGUCUCGGGCCCGAGGUUUGGACCUUCUGGCUCAUAACUACUAUGAGCUGCUUUACGCCUUCCACAUCAACAGACACAACUUCAGGAAAGCGGGUUCGGUGAUGUUUGAGUUGGGGAUGCGUCUUGGUCGAGAGGUUCGGACUCGUCUGGGCCUCCAGAAGCAGGUCAACUGUUACCUGGCUGCUCUUAACUGUCUCCGACUCAUCAGACCAGAAUACGCCUGGAUAGUCCAGCCCGUCUCUGGAGCUAUGUACGAGAGACCAGGAGCUUCUCCAAAGAGGAACUCUGAUGGAGACUUUUCUUCUGAACCAGUCAAACGUCAGGUCGACAUCCUGGAACUCAAAGACCUGGAGAAGGAAUAUGUGGUGUCACGUAGCCGCCUGACCCUCGCCCAGCACCACCCGCCUUCUGCGGCCAUCGCUGGAAGUGCCUCGGCAGAGGAGAUGGUGACCCUGUUGGUCCAAACCGGUUUGUUUGACUCUGCUUUGUCCAUCUGUCAAACCUUCAAACUGAACCUGACUUCAGUGUUCGAGGGUCUGACCUUCAAGUGCAUUAAACUUCAGUUUGGGGGGGAGGAGACUCAAAACGAAGCCUGGAGCUGGUUGGCUGCUAAUCAGCUGUCUUCUGUCAACACCAAAGAGUCCAGUGCGACAGACGAGGCGUGGCAGCUGCUGGCCUCCUACCUGGACAAGUAUCCUUCUGCCAACGCACGCCACCACCGCUGUGUCAUCAGCAAGCUGCUGUCACACGGCGUGCCUCUGCCUGAUUGGCUCAUCAAGUCCUACAAGGAAGUGGAUGCUGCCUCUCUGCUGCGUCUCUACCUAAACUUUGACCUCCUGGAUGCUGCAGCCGAGCUGGUGUUGGAGUAUGUGGACGCUCUGCUAGGCAGAGGACACCAGUACUUUGGAAUAGAGAGACCUUUGUCGGCCACUUCCUCCUCCGUCUGGCUCCCGUACACCUCCAUCGAUCAGCUGCUGCAGACCCUGAACGAGACGCAGACCAACAGCAGCGUUUAUAACAAAGUCCGUGACAAACUGGAGAAUUAUCACAAACUGGUGGAGCAGACGACCAAACGGAGGCUGGUCACUCAGUGAAGAGUCCGGUCACAUGACUGCUUCGACAUGUCAGAUCAGCUAUUUGUGUUACGUUUUUUUUAUCAUCACAUUGUUCCUUCAGAAAGUUAAGUUUUGAUGAAAAUAAAGUGUUUUGGAAUGUGUUUGUCGCCAAUAAAUAUCCACUGCAUUCUGGAUGAGAAACUG
Molecule: messenger RNA, 4376 nt
Organism: Gasterosteus aculeatus aculeatus (three-spined stickleback)
Lineage: Eukaryota; Metazoa; Chordata; Actinopteri; Perciformes; Gasterosteidae
Gene: nup160
Product: nucleoporin 160
Cellular component (GO): nuclear pore
Molecular function (GO): structural constituent of nuclear pore
Source: RefSeq, a predicted model, not a curated record